AUGACCCUCGCCCCGCGCCAGCCCCCACCCCCGGGCGCCCUCCCCUACCUCGGCCCCGACGGCACCUGGUGGGACUUCCAAUGGUCCGUCCAAGUCAAGCAGCCCCAGAUCCAGAUCCAGAGGGAGUACACCCCUUUACCCCCGCCCCCAGACCAGCCCCGCGCCGACGCCGACGGCCGCAUCCGCUUCUUUGUCCGCCGCCUACCCCGCGGCGAAGUCUCCAACUACCUCGCCAAGAUGAACCCCGGCGACAGCGUCGAGCUGCGCCUCGGCGAGCGCGGCUACGCCUUUGCCCACGUCGGCGCCGACACCCCCGAGGACGUCGUCUGCCUCGCCGGCGGCACCGGCAUCGCCACCGCCAUGCAGGUGGCACACGCCGUUCUCGGGGGCAAUCCUGCGCGCGGCCGCGGCGUCCACCCCGACACCAAGGUGCGCAUCGUUUGGGCCGUGCGCACCCGCUCCGAUCUUCAGAGCGUGCGCGACCCGGCCAAGCUGGCGGUUCUGGACGGCGCCGUCGCCGACCUCCCCGGGGCCUCGGACAUGGCUCGCCGGCUUCUCGAGAUGAAGAGGCACUAUGGCGACAAGCUGUCUGUCCAGGUCGCCAUCGACGACGAGGGCACCGCCCUCGCGGAGGCGGAUCUCAAAAACGCCCUCCAAAUCUCUCCCCGCACGUGGGCGAGGCGGCCUACCCGCCGACCGCUCUACCCCUGCGCGCUACCCGUUCCCGUCGCUGUCCUCUGCGAGCCCGAGGACCCGACCACCCACACGGCCACGACCACGGCCGCCGCCGCUGCUGCUCUUGAAACGAAUCACGCUCCCGCUGCGGACCUGCACAAGCCCGUAUUCGUGUGCGGGCCCCAAGGCUUCGUGGACAAGCUCGCCGGCGAGGUUGUCCGCCACCCGAGCGGCGCAACUUUCAGGACCGGUGGCCUCCUCGGCGAGCUGGAUGCCAAGUUUGGCGACCCGGCCCGGCCGUGGCUUGUGCUCGGGUUUCCUUGA
Molecule: messenger RNA, 999 nt
Organism: Parascedosporium putredinis
Lineage: Eukaryota; Fungi; Ascomycota; Sordariomycetes; Microascales; Microascaceae
Source: the annotation of a GenBank genome assembly